Emiliania huxleyi CCMP1516 is the source of this 669-nucleotide messenger RNA. RefSeq lists its product as hypothetical. Gene Ontology annotation, molecular function: RNA polymerase II complex binding. The transcript has 2 exons. NCBI's taxonomy places the organism in Eukaryota, Haptophyta, Isochrysidales, Noelaerhabdaceae. Gene Ontology annotation, biological process: transcription elongation by RNA polymerase II. Gene Ontology annotation, cellular component: transcription elongation factor complex. The record is from RefSeq and is a predicted model, not a curated record. Bases 1 to 327 code for a protein of 108 amino acids.
AUGAAGAUGGCACGCUUCUUCUCAUCGGGCAAGCGCAAAAAGGCCAAGCCGCCGCCGAAGAAGGCGCGGCCGAAGGUCGCGACAGUCUUUGACUGCCCGUUCUGCGGCAACAGCGAGUCGUGCAGCGUCAAGAUGGACUACGAGCACUCGCAGGGCAUAAUCAGCUGCGAUCAGUGCGGGACCAGUCACGAGUCGCGCAUCACGCGUCUCUCUGAGGCGAUCGACGUGUACGCAGAGUGGAUAGACAUGUGCGAGGAUGUCAAUACGAACGGCGGCGCGCGGGUGGCGGCGCGCGAGGCGGAGGAGGACCUGGAGGACGACUUUUGAGAGAUGUCGAGGCGGCGGGCCUCAUCCAUCUUGGUGCUGGCGAGCUGCUAGGACCCAACUCGACGCGGGCUCGAGCACGCGGCUGGCGGCGCGAGGCGUUGCACGCCGGCGAUAGUUUGUGCUUCUCGGCUUUCCUGUGCGCCGGCGGGUCGGUGAGGAAAGGUAGGGAGGGGGAGGUGUCCGCACCGCCGCCGACCACAUCCUAAUAGCCGGUCACCCCCGCGCCAAAAACGCUAAACCGGUGGCCGGUGGGUCUCUUCUCGGCAAUGCGGUGGAAUGUGUCGCGCCCGGCGCGCGCGCGCAGCUUUUUCAUUUUCUUUCUUGAGACUGGCAUUGAAGAUC